Messenger RNA from Hyaloscypha bicolor E, 685 nucleotides. RefSeq names its product HET-domain-containing protein. NCBI's taxonomy places the organism in Eukaryota, Fungi, Ascomycota, Leotiomycetes, Helotiales, Hyaloscyphaceae. The coding region runs from base 120 to 485 and encodes 121 amino acids. The record is from RefSeq and is a predicted model, not a curated record. The transcript has a single exon.
ACCAGAGUUCUCCAUAUCUAUGGGCAGGAUUCGACUCCGCGGAUUCGACUGAUUAAGGGAGAGGACCAAUCCGGAAGCUACGUCUGUUUAAGCCACCGCUAGGGGUUAAUCCGGCCAUUAUGUCUCACAGAAUUGAGCAAAGAUAUCUUCGAACGGAUAUCCCAUGGCCACUACUCCCAAAGGCUUUCCAAGAUACUGCUCUGGCAACGAAACAACCCAGCCCAGGACUGUUGUGGGUUAAUACAUUAUGCAUCUUGCAGGAUGGCCCUACGGACUGGCAUCGUGAAGCCGCAGCUAUGGCGUCCAUAUACCAGAAUUCGCACAUUACAAUUACAGCAACGACAUCUGAGAAUUGCAACCAGGGUCUCUAUUCCUCCUUAAACCCGGAAUAUGUAGCCAAAGAGCUUGGCCACCAAAUCUAUUUCCGUUCCAGCCUUCCUUAUCCUAUCAACGACUUCUCGUGGCAAUAUUCAGAUUUCCCAUAGAUUUCCCGUGGGUGGGCCUUUCAAGAACGUUAUUUAUCCCCCAGGUUUGUGCAUUUCACAGACAGCGAGCUGGUAUUCGAAUGUCGUGAAGAAGUUUGGUGCCAGGUGUGGGCUUUCCUAGGGCACUGUCAGAACCGAGCCAGCCUCCUUCCAAUACCGCGUCAACCCUCGAGGGAGGCCCCACGCCUACUGGUUGGGAA